GUUGGGGUCGUCCUUCGUCGGAGCGGCGGUCUCCUCGGUUUCCUCACCAUUUGCAAAGCGACUGCAUUGCCUGCGGACGCUUUGGGAAGGCGGCUAGCUUUUGCGAACGGCCUUGUUGGUUUCUGUUUGGGUUUCUGCUCGAGCAACUGUGCGUCGCUUCGUGCGUGGAUGUGUCUGCUCUGAGUGUCGUCUGCUACGCCUCCGACGCUACUUUGCGUGAAGUGCUUGUUGUGAGUGACGUUUGUUUGACACCGGAGAAAGUGUUGCACCGUGAUUCGGAUUUGACUGAUGCAUUCGAUGCUGUGAGGCCGUUCAACAACGUGAGGUCAUUGUUAGACUGCCGCUGCUAGUGAACGACAAAACUGCCUACAUUUGCUAUGCCGGUGACUGACUCAGACGGAAAUGAUGUACAAUAGCAUCCCAUCCAGCAAGAACAACGCAAUGUAACGCUAUGUCUUCCUCUGACAGCACCGUGCCAAGCAGGCAGCUCAUACAAGCGCGAAGUCAUGUACAUAAGGAGCUACGAGAACUGACCUUUCUGCGAGAUAUGCCACUUCUGAACCGCACCGAAACCAGUUCACUUGUGAAGCGGACAUCAGGAGGCAGAGGAGGGAGGCCACUUCGCGCUGCGGCGUGGUGGGCAUCCUGGUAGUGGUCAAGUCCGUGAGCAAUGCCCGAGGAUGCUGUUGAGCAACGGCGUGGGCACUGGCCAGCGAAGGGAAUCCACCAAUGGAGGGGGCACUGGGCUGGCCACCGGAGGUGGUGGUGGUGGUGGUCCUCUGCUAGAGACAACCACAGUAAAAAAGGGCCUCCUUUGGCAGCAGUGGGACAAGUUCUUCAGCCGAUGGAAAGAGCGAUACUUUGUGCUCACCAAGGACUACUUAGCGUGUUUUAAGAAAGAGUCCAAGGUCGGAACCUCCGCGAUGGGCGGAUUCCUUUACAAGGUGAACUUGGCAGACGUGGAAGGGUUGCAGUGGGCAGACAAGAAGCGCACAGGAGUUAUCGCCCUCCGUGUUGGUACGGAAGGCCAGCUCCUGCUGUGGACGAACUGCGGCCUGGACGACUGGAUGUUCGCCCUUAGAGACGCCAUCGGUCGGAGUAAGGGCCGGAGGGAAGCGCUCAGAAAGGCGCACACACUGGGGCCCCAGUUCUGUGACAGCGGACUCACCAAAAGGCAAGCCCUCCUGCUGCAACAUACGCUCUCGGACGGCCCCUCGCCGUCGUCUUCCGUGCGGACAUCGACGUCGUGCGAGCUGCGCAGCCUGGGCCAGCGCACGCCUACGCCGAGCCUCACUCGCCAGGCGCAGCGCUUGUCCGUGGCGGAGAACGGCCCGGCCACCAGUAACGGAGGGAGCCCCGCGCUCAUGGCGGCAGACUACGACACGAGGUCGGCGCCCUGGUCCACGCCACUGGGACCUCGUCUUGCGCCUCAAUGCGCGGGGUCUUACAGCUCGCUCGUCUCCUUGGGACAGAGGUCGCACCGGCCGUCGCCACGCUCACUACAGGUGUCGCCAGCAUUAGCCCAGCGCUCCCUGUACGCCCAGCACGUUCUCAGUUCUCCAGAGGCCAUGCUGGGCCAACGGGUGCGCGGCGGGGCCACGGCUUCGGCGACACUCGAGUUCUCCUACAUCCGUCCAGACUCCCCGGUCACUUCGGGAGGCCGUGGGGGCCGCAUGGUGCAGAGCAACACCUUGGACGGCAGCACGCCCUGCCAGUACCAGCGCUCUCAAUCCUGCAACCCGUUCAUGCAGCUGGGGGAGCAACACAAGUUUCUCCUACAGCAGCACAGACGAGGAGAGAAGCGUCAGAAGCCAACUCCCUUUGCCUUCCAAGAGCUGCGAGGGGCCCUACCCGACGGCCCAACGCCCCCUGGAGGAGAAGAUCCGAGACCGUCGAGCAUCUACGGACAGCCCUCGCUAACCGUGGAAAAAUCCGCCUACUCUGUACAACCCCCCGACGUGAUCCCCAACCACAAACAGCAAGCUUCGUCCAGGCUGGGCAAGCGCUCUGUGAAAGCAUACACUCACUCCAAGUCAGACUCAUCGUUUGUGCUGAGGGCAAACGGAGGUGGACACUUAGCCGUGACUUGAGCUUGAACGUUAAGCGCAAACAAGUCGGUCCUAGGUAUCUCAAGCCCCACCCCCACCCCCAUCUGGCUAUCCAGCUCAGCCUCUCGUGGAAGAUACGUGACAACGUGAUUUUUACGGAAACUAUUUUUAGCUGGUUGUACAGACUGAUCGGACGGUGUUGAUCCUCAUGAGCUGUGUAUAGCAACACUGAAACAUGCCAAGCGUAUACAUAGUCUUCUCUUACAGCUAAGAGCGCAAGCUGACUGAAUUUGAAGGCUGCGGAACCAAGCCAGAGCCCUGCGCAGUUCCGGCUUCAGACGGCUUGCGGCUGGCGUCGGCUGUUUCGACAUACGCGAGCGCAUUUGUCGUGCGAUGCCCUAGUGUAUUUAUCGGACCUCUUAUACUUUUUUCCCACCAGUCUCGAUUAGGGGGAGUCUAAGCCCUCGAGAAGUUUGCCGAACGAGGUGUUAAGUGUUCUUGUGUGACACGUCUCGUGAUUGGAUCCUGAACUCCGAGUGGAACUUUUUUCGUACUACGUAGAUGGUAGUACGCGAUUGCGGCCCAGCCUGUCGUGGAAGCAGACGUCCCUCACGAGGGGGCGUCCUAGUCACGAAAGAAAUGCUGUCGAAAGCGAGGAAUAUCCGACAUACCUUGUUCCCACUUUGCGAAUGCUGCGCCUUUUUGAGCAUGUCUAUAUAGUUGAGAGCCCCUGAAUGUUUUUUUGAUGGAACAAAAAAAAAAGAUGUGUGUGUUUAGAAGAGUUUGAUCCUCAGAUUGUUGCGAAAAAAAACAAACAAAAAAACCAAACAUCAAAUUGUAACACACUGUGAUAUAUUGUUUUCUAGCUUAAGUAACACUUUUUUUUCUUUUUAGGUUUAGUCACGAUACAUAUAUAAAUAGUUUUUGUGGCUUCCUCCUCCAUCCUGUAACAUGUCUGUGCGAGCAUUGCGUACGAAGACCCUGCUAAAAACGACGUGCCAGUGUUUUUAGUCUCUCGAACGUUAUCGCCCGCCUGUCACUGCCAAACUUUCUCAAAGUUGUCAAUAGGUCUGAGCUAGAUUUUACACUUAAAAAGGAUCGUUUUUAUCGCGAUACGUCAUGGACACCUUGCGCGACACAAAGGCAAAAUGUGCUCCAAUUUUGUAAUAUAUACACAUUGAAUCCCCCCCGCCUCGAGUGACAGUAGGCGCGUAAUGUGGUGUACAUUUUAAUGUAGAUAUUUGUGCUUCGAAUACACAAAAGACGAAGAACAUUGCCGCUCUGACGGACCACGAGAUUUUGGUUGUCAAUCGUCAGUCCCUCAUCGUGAUCGUUAAAUGCAGAUGAACCACCGUGUCUGCUUCAUUCUAAAUUUUGAAGCUGAAACUUGAGUAUAGUAAUGUGCUUCAUCACCAUUUUGCUGAAUCUCAUACUCCAUACUGGAGGUUUUACGCAAUCAACGAAAAUUGUGAUGAUGAAAGAAUGCAUUGAGUGUUCAAAGAGUUCAUGUUCUUUAGCCGGGACCCAAGGUUAUGAGACAUUGCAGCCAGGUCGAGAAAGAUGAAGGCUCUUGAUGAGCAUGAUGAAGAACACGUGUGCAUGCACACCCAUGUAGUGCUCAUUUGCUGCUCCUUAUCAUUGGAAGUGAUUCGUACCUGAGACAAAUUGGUACCCAAAGUAUCCAUGUUCACAAAAAAUAUUAUAUUUGAAGGUGUCAUUAUGAUGCCUCUUUCUAAUUUAUUGUGUUUGUCAUUCAUAAAUAGAGCCUCAAGUUUUCGGGAAAUAUUUUUUCUAAAUUCGGGGGGUAAAAAUCGGGUAAAUAAACAUGCGCUCUAAAUUUGUGGGAAUUCGGGUGAAAAAACUUCCAGUAUGCUAAAUUUGGGGAGAAAUCGGGCUCAGUUACUCAAACUAACUGUACUGGUUUGGUACAAACGGUGAUGUAACUGCAUUUGCCGCCAAACCAGUAAGUUAAUGCGUUCCUACAGACGUCUCAGGGAGGGCAAUUUGCCCGGUACAAAUCGGGUUUCACUCUAAAGAGGGAACCCUCAAUUCGGGGUUCAAAUUCGGGUAAGAAUUGGGUUAAACCCUAAAACUUCAGGCUCUAUUCAUAAUUACAUAUUUUAUUUGUCCUUAUAUGAACUACAGUACCCAACCAUCAAUGCUGGGUGUUUAAGUAGGGAUAGUUGUGACAGCGGGCAUCAAAAUUAGUUUACUAAAAGUCUGCAAUCGGUGUACCAGUGCAUUGAAUGCAGCACAUUGCUGUAUUCUGCAGCAAUACAACAGGCGGCAAUAAAAUACCCUACCCUGGAAUUUUAAUUGGAAUUUAAUUUGAUGCCUAGGCACCACACAGGCUCCUGGUUCAGAGAAGAGCAAUUAGGAUGCAUGUAAAUAAGUAUACAAACUGUGACUAAUAUUUGUCUUAACUGUGUGAAUUGUUUUAGGUGUUUUACUAUUGUAGCAGACUUUCAGGGUGGGCAUGGCUUUGGAAGUGACAUUGUACUUCGAACCAGAAACACAGACCUAGUUCUAGUCAUGCUGGAUUGUGAGUGCAUGUGUUCAGAGUUCCUAAGCAGGCGUUCGGAUAUUUUGACAGAUUAGAGGGAAGUAUAUAUUUGAGUGAAGGUAUUUAUGGAGGUACGACGAGUCUUGUGUUUCCUGUUAAGAGGAUCCGUUCGGUGUUGAUAAAAAAAAAGGAAGCGUGUUAUAGUGCCUCUAACAGAACAGAAAAUGAAAAUAACCUGUCCUAUUUUCGAAUUCUUUUGUAAGGAGAUGUAUUGUGACUGGACAAGUUCUCACUUCUUCUGGGGUUUUGAAUUCUGAAGCGUUGAAUAAAGCUGAAUUUCAACCAC
Molecule: messenger RNA, 4897 nt
Organism: Ornithodoros turicata
Lineage: Eukaryota; Metazoa; Arthropoda; Arachnida; Ixodida; Argasidae
Exons: 10
Coding region: 681-2090 (469 amino acids)
Source: RefSeq, a predicted model, not a curated record